Molecule: messenger RNA, 2395 nt
Organism: Papaver somniferum (opium poppy)
Lineage: Eukaryota; Viridiplantae; Streptophyta; Magnoliopsida; Ranunculales; Papaveraceae
Exons: 11
Coding region: 423-2081 (552 amino acids)
Molecular function (GO): iron ion binding
Source: RefSeq, a predicted model, not a curated record
ACUAGCUAGCUGGAUUGACUUCUUACAAAUAGUAGAGUAUGAAUCAAGCAGCUACCAACGUUGAUACUAACUUGUUAAGGAGAGGAGAAAAAAAACUCAAGUAGGUUACAAAGGAAAGGAAAAGCACUGUUUGAUACAUAAUCAACCAUAUCAGGGGGAUAUCCUAUACACGUUCCAGUUACGCUCUACUUCUGGCUCACUGACUGCUGCAUUUAUUUCACAAACCUCUUUCUGAACAAAUUUUCCUCUUUGUUAUCUCUGUGUGCACCUUUGCUACUUAGCUUCCAAAUUGCCAUCAUCGGGAUUUACAGAUAGAACGUCCAAGUAAUCUUCUCUCACACUCCAGAGCUCUGAUCAUAUAAAGUCAUUAUUUCUCCAGCCAUACGCACAAAAAUAUUUAGCUCUUAUAUUUGGAAGCAACUAUGCUGUCAUCACAACACCAUAAAGGAUGCAGUCUAGUGUCGUCGAAUAAUAGGGUUGCUACCAAAUUUACGCAUAAAUCAAAAUGUUACUCUCCUCGUUCGGUAAUUGUUCGGACAGUACUUACGACCAAGCCUACUGCUACUACCAGUACUACAAAUAUAAUAGAUCACGCAAUUCCUACAACUACUGUUUACAAAGACAAUUGGUUUGAUCGACUUGCCAUUAAACAUAUUUCUCAAAGCAUCCAAGCUAUUACAGGAAUAAAAAAUGAUAAGAGUGGUUACGAAAGUUUUGUAGAGGCGUCAGCUGCGGUGAUUCAAAUUUCCAAAGACACGAAGAUGCAACAAGAACUGGUUAUCCAAUCUCUCAAUAAAGCUUUCCCUAAACGCAUCCUCUCCUUGAUUAAGGUACUGAUACCAGAAUCAAAGUUUAAGAGAGAAUUUUUUGCUACUUUCACAACCUUAUUUUUCGCUUGGCUCGUUGGUCCUUGCCAGGUGAAGGAGUCUGAGAUAGAAGGAAAGAUGGAGAAGAAUGUAGUUCACAUCCCCAAAUGCAGGCUCUUGGAGGAGAGCAAAUGUGUAGGGAUGUGCGUAAACCUGUGUAAGAUGCCAUCGCAGAAGUUCAUUAAGUAUUCAUUUGGAACUUCGAUUUAUAUGAAACCCAAUUUUGAUGAUAUGAGUUGCGAAAUGUUCUACGGACAGGAUCCUCCCGCAACAGAAGAUGAUCCAGCAACCAAACAACCAUGCUAUAAGAUCCUAUGCAUAGCAAAGCAAAAGCAAACUCCUGUUUGUUCCACUUCAAAAACAGUUCAGUACGUAUACAUGGAGGCACAAAUGAUAUUACAGUCUCAAAGAGGCAGCGCUACUAAUCUUCAUUCCUUUACUAGUUUGCGUUCCAUAACCAACCAAAAGACGUCUAGGCGCCAAUGCUCUUCGAUGAAAAUAAAAUCAGUACUGAAAAGACCAAGUGCUGCUACUAGUGCAAGUAGCAUCAGUAUAAUACCAGACACCAUUAUUAGCAGCACAUCAUCGAGUAGUACUGUUUACACUGAUAGCUGGUUUGAUCGUAUCGCCAUUCACUACCUAUCUCGAUGUAUCCAACUUAUUACAGGGAUGAAGAAUGAGAAGACUGGUUAUGAAGGUUUGGUAGAGGCAGCAGCAGCACUUCAUCGAAGUUCCAAUGGCAAUAUAGAGCAUCAGCAAGGAUUGGUUCUUCAAGCUCUCAAUAAAGCCUUCCCUAAACCCAUCCAUUCUUUCGUGCGAAACUCUAUACCACAAUCGCAGUUUAAAAGAGAAUUUUUCGCAAAGUUCACCACCUUAUUUUGUGUUUGGCUUGUUGGACGCAGUGAGAUUAAGGAGUCUGAAGUGGAAGGAAGAAAAGAGAAGAAUGUAGUUCACAUCAAGAAAUGCAGGUUUUUGGAAGAGAGCAAAUGUGUAGGGAUGUGCGUAAACUUAUGUAAGAUGCCAUCGCAGAAGUUCAUUAAGGACUCUUUAGGAAUGCCAGUUAACAUGGUUCCAAAUUUUGAGGAUAUGAGCUGCGAAAUGAUCUUCGGACAAGAACCUCCGGCACAAGCAAAUGAUCCAGCAUUUAAACAACCAUGCUACAAGUUCUUAUGCAAAUCAAAGCAAAAGAACACUUCAGGAUGUUCAACCUUGUAAACAGAAGUAGAAAACUCAUAUAUAGAUAAUCAGACGAUCGGUUUAAGCUUAGCGGCGACAUUAAUGUACAUACGUACUGGUGCCACAGUUUCAUUAUGCCCCACAAACUACUUUUGAAAUGUGUAUAUGUAUGUAAUGUGGUGGUGUCAAUUCCAUGAAGAAGAGCCUUCAAGUAAAUUAUAUUCCCUCCCAAUUAAUCAACUUUUUUAAUGAUGUUUAAUUAUGUACUAAGCAAGUAUAUGAAUUAAAUCCAAGUUUCUGCACAAGGAGAAGGAGGUGGUUGUUGUCGAGGCAAAGAAAAUGUCUCUGCUGAU